Podarcis lilfordi (Lilford's wall lizard) is the source of this 12989-nucleotide messenger RNA. The record is from the annotation of a GenBank genome assembly. Lineage: Eukaryota; Metazoa; Chordata; Lepidosauria; Squamata; Lacertidae.
AUGAUGCCACUGCGUACGCGGCAGCCAGCGCUUCCUACUACCAGCCCCCCCCAGCCGUCGCUCGUGCAGCAGCCGCCGCAGCAGCCCCUGCCUCCCACGCAGCAGCAGCUCAAGCCCAUGGGGGGCUCACUGUGGAGCGACGGAGGCAGCAGCAACUCCACCAGCAGCUACACCAAGAGGCCCCAGUACCCCAGCAAGCCGCUCAAGCCCAAGGGGCCCCCCAAACAGCCUCAGCUUCACUACUGUGAGAUCUGCAAGAUCAGCUGCGCAGGUCCCCAGGUGAGUCUUGCUUCUUUUGGUUCUUUGGCAAAGAUUUGUCUGCUGUCUCCUGAUGAGCUACUCAGGGUGCCUUAACAAUCAUUUGAAGCCAAGCAUAAAAAUAGGCCACAAUGCAAAUGAAAAACUCAUGUCUUACCUCCCAAAAAAUCCUGGCAGCUGUAGUUUGUUAAGGUAGUUGGGAAUUGUGAUGGGUUCCCAGGAUUCUGUGGUGGAAGCCAUGUGCUCCUGAUAAAAGAAGUACCUGCCUGAAAUGGAGAGGUUUUCAGCAAAUGGCAAAACACUCUGAGAGGAGUCCUUCCAAACCUCGUGGAACAAAGAGUUCCAUCUUUUAGGUACCCCCACUCAGAAGGCCCUUCUCUGCUCCCCAGCAGCAGCAGAGCCUCUUGACCAGACCUUAGGCAGGAACCAGAGGUACAGAGUCUAUGCAGAUAUGGUUCAGGGAGCCCGUGGCCAGGCAGAUGUUGUUGGUCUUCAGCAGGGCCAACUUGACCCACAAGAUGGUCAAAUUGUGAGGCCGUUUUCCCCAAACCACAACCGCCUGCGCCACCCUUGAUGUCAGUAGUGGAGAUGGGACUAUCAGUGUACCCAUUGGGAGCCUUAAAGUGUGAUCCUGAUGGCUCAUAGGCAAGGGAAAGCAGGUUUGGGCUGAUCAAAAGCUGCUGGAUCAGCUGCACGAGUGAGUUCCUGACACUGACUCCUCUUUCUCGCAGCCGAUGCUUGCAGAAAACAGGUAAAGGCAAAGCCUCAGGCACGUGGAAGCUCCUUGCAAGCCCUGCCUUGGCUUUGAUGCCAGGACUUCAGAAUGCCUAGUGUCCUGACUUCAUUGUGACACCAGAUGAUCCCACCCGUCUUGUCAAAUUUGGACCACAAGCCUAGGAUCUAAUAUGGAUCUGGACCACUGAGCCAAAAGGGUUCCUCAUAGCUUCCCUGCCCCUGCUUUACAGUGCCAGGCUGGCUUGUACUGCCCUGGUUGCUUCGAAGCCCCUCAGAUUUACUAAGCACUGUACAAAUGGUUCCUCUAUCUCCUUGUUCUGUAUUCAUCAGGAUAACAGAUGCUUUUGGAAAGCCCUCCCCCCCCAAACAGUCCUUGAAUACAGCAGCUGUCCCUUGUUUACUCCACAAAAGAAUGGUGUUCAGAGAUCUACAGCCUUUGAACAUAGCAGUUCUCUUUAGCUCUGACAGGGAAUCAUUGUGGACAGAGCUGUUCUCCAUAAAAGACAUUCCUCUUCUCCCUUUAGAGCAAGGCUGAGAAACCUUAGGCCUGGGGUUGAAUGCAGCUCUUGCGGCCUCUCUGUGCAGCCCUCGGGACUCUUCCCCAAGCCGUGCCUUCUCUGCAGGCCUCGCACCUCACUGACCCUGACCAGCCCUCUCCUCGACUGCUUUUGCAGGGCCGGAAUGUGUCUUCAGAGUGCCAUAAUGCCUCUUUGCACCACCUCCAGACACAGCUCACCUCCCUGCACCAACACAAGGCCCGUCCUGGAUCGCCCUCCACUUCUUAGACGUGCCGUAGGCCAUAAAACCGUUUCGGGGCAAGAGGAUCCUGCCAUGUCCUUCCUCCCACCCCCCUGCAGACUUACCGGGAGCACCUAGAAGGACAAAAGCACAAAAAGAAGGAGACGGCACUGAAGACAGGGAGCCAGGCGGGGGGCAGCGGCCUACGGGGGGUCCAGACCCAGCUGCACUGCGAGCUCUGCGAUGUUUCUUGCACCGGGGCAGAUGCUUACGUGGCCCAUAUCCGAGGAGCCAAGCACCAAAAGGUUGAGUGUUUUGGGAAGCGCAGGGGGGCACCGGGAAGGAGGAUCUUAUGGGAGACUUUGGUCCACUCCAGGGGGGUGGCCCCUCCGCCUUCCGUCUCCUGGGGCGGAGGACAGGGACAAAGCGAGCGUUGGCUGACUGCCUCUGGCUCCCACUCUCUUUGGCCUUUCUGCCUUCCCCAAGGGGCGCCAGCUGCUCCUGCCCAGAGCCAAGCUGCGGGGAGCUGACGCAGCCCAAGUACUGGGAGCCUGUGCUGGGCCACGUCUCCCCUCCGCUGAAGGACAUGUGUCUUCCAGGUCCUCAAGCUGCACACCAAGUUGGGGGAAGCCCAUCCCUUCCGUCGAGCCCAUGAUGCUCAGCGUCUCUGUGAGUCCGGCCAAUGGCUCCGCCAGCAAGCCAGCUCUGCACCCCCCUGUCUCCACCACGGCCAGCGUGCUGGCAAAGCAGGCUGUGGGCACAGCCAACAGCACACCCAGCCCGAGCAAGCCGCUUUCUGCCAAGAAGCCCCUGGGGCAGGCAAAGCUCUUGUUUCCAGGUAGGCACUGUGGCGAGGGGGGCUGGGCGAGAGGCUUUGCAGAGAGGCGUUCUCUGGGGAGUGAUCUCUCUGCGCAGGCCGGGGGGUGAGGUGGUCGAGGGGACUCCCUGUUUCUGACUGCAGGUGGGGGGGGCUUCAGCCCUCCAGGUGUAGCUGGACAUACAACACCCAUCAUCCCUGACCAUUGGCAAUGCAGGCUGGGAGUUGUAGUUCUGCAGUGUCUGGAGGGCUACCAGUUCUUGAUCUGGCCAGGUCAAGAUCUGAGAACCUCCAUGGCUGUUUUAUCAGGAGCAGGCAAAGCUCAGGUGACAAGCGCAAAGCCGGAAGGGGCAGAAGGGGUGUCCCCGAAAGCCGCGAGGCCAGCAGACGGGUCCCCCCUCAGCAGCUCCGGAGACGGUCUGAGGGACCUGCUGGACGUGCAGCCUGUGGGUCACGAUUAUGUCGAAGAGGUAAAGCAAAGGGAAAGGGAGGGCGUGCCUCCUUCACUGAAAUAUUUGCCGGUCAUCUGUCAGGGAUAUUAACUGAGUUACUUCAAAUAUCUUUUCCACCAAGGCAGUGUAAAUGGGGCAGGCGAGCUCUUUGGAAGCCGGGCUUCCACGGUUGCUCCCUUGGCUCAAUCCUGCUUUCCCCUCUCCCUCUCCCUGCAUCUCUCCCUAUGGAAGAUCUGGCAAGGUGGGGGUUUUCAGGGCCUGGUUUCUGUCCCACGGGGAGAUCUUCGCUUUCCUGCCUCUCCAGACCAGCCUGGCUGAGACGAUGCAUCUUGCACCUCUCUAGGUCCACAACGACAAAGGCAAGAUGGUUCGCUUCCACUGCAAGCUUUGUGAGUGCAGCUUCAAUGACCCCAACUCUAAGGACAUGCACUUGAGGGGCCGCCGGCACAGGCUGCAGUACAAGGUGCGAGGGCUGGGAGGGCCUGGUGUGGGCUGGGCCUCCAAGGCUGGCCGGCCCAGUGGGGGAGCCCCUGUCUGGCAAGACCCACCUGCUGUGAGAGGGGUGCAGGGAGCCUGUUUGCUUCUGUGGGGCCAAAGACAGCAGUGGGUGAAGCAGUCUUUGGCCCCUGGGCCUGAGGGGGUCCCCUCCUCUCUUCUACGCAUCCUCUGCGGCCCCUUUUGUUCCCAUCAUCCCGCAUUCCAGUUAGAGGCAGAUUGGUGAGUCUUGAAGCUUCCAUUUUGAUUUCCAACAAUAUCUUUGAUGUAAUCUUGUUCUGGAAUGCAGAAAUUAAUGAUGGGAGCGCUGGGGAGGCCUUGGGCCAAGGCCCUGUUUCUGGAAGUCAGUUCUGCCAGUUCUAAAUUGGCCGUAAUUGUAGCCUCCACAAAACUGGGUGGCUGUGAGGGUGGAAGUCAGGACUGCAAGAAAGGAAGGGACCUCUGUUAAUGCCCACCAUUUUGAAAUACAGUUAGCUCUUCUGGAUUCCCACACUGGAGAAUCCUGGAAAGUGUGCUUUGUAUGGGUGCCAGUAAAUCUUCCCGAAUUGAGCAGGCUGCCUGGAGCAGCAGCAUCUGGAAAACCCGGAUGGGGAAAGCGGAUGGGAAACGAUUUGGGGCCCAGGUUCCUGGUCCCUCUGGAUCUUUGCCUCUUGACACAGCUUGUAGCAAUAACUGAACAGGAUGAGGCCCUCUGCUCUAUUCUGAGCCUGACGGCAACAAACCUCUUGCAGAAGAAAGUCAAUCCUGACUUGCCAGUCGAGAUCAAGCCCAGCAACCGAGCUCAGAAGUUGCACGAGGAGAAGCUGAAGAAGCAGCAGCUGCGGUCCCUGGGGAAGAGGCGCCGAGAGGAAGAGCAGCGCUGGCACCUAGAGAUGAGGCGAGUCCUGGGGAAGGGGCUGGGGGGCGGAGCGUCCCCUUUGCCUGCAACAGCAGGUCCCAGGUUCAGUCCCGGCCUGUAACCGUGGAGAACUUCCCUCAGUCGGCUGACUCAGGAGACCGGGAAAGCUGCCUUGACGUGCUGGACCCUGUUUGCUUUCUCUCUGAAAGGUCAGGUUCCAACUCUGGCUGGCCUUUUGCAGGUUGAUGGCUGUACUCUUAUCUGUGGAAGAAGAGGGAGGGAGGGCAAGAAGCCUUCUUGUGACUCUUCUUGUUGUUGUUAUAUUAUCAAUAUUAUCCAGCACCAUCAGCAACCCAGAGGAAAUAUAGACAGUCUCUUCUCCUGAGCAGCUUACAGUCUAAACUGGGCAGUGUAGGAUUAAUAACAGGAAGCCAGGAGACGCAGAGGCCAGUUUAGGCAUAACCCUCACCGUUGUUUAGCUUUGCUCACAUGAGUUCUGGUCUCACAUGUUUUCCCGCUUUUCCUGUCAGAGGAGGAGGAGAUUGGAAAUUUGCUUUUUGAACUAAUCACAGUUGCUUGCUGCAUCUAGGCACGUAGGAAGGGGGGGGCACACGUCUGGUUAAACUGCUGUUUGUUUAAACAAGCCAGCUUCAUGAAGCACAAUUUUGAUCCUGAUUACUUUGAGCAAGCCAUUGUUCCAACUCAUCACAGUUUUGUCUGAGUUUGGUGCAGUGGAGAAGUCGGUUGAGUUUCCUGCUGUCCUCCUCGGAGGCAGGGAGGCAGGAUGAAAUUUGUGAGCUUGAGGCUGGUGCUCAGAAUGCGGAAUCACAGUUUAGCGUAGCAUCUGAAAGGGCAGGGCAGGAAGAAUGUGAAUGUACAGUGUCACGGGAGGAAGAAGCCUUGGGGGCAGACCAGGAUGGAUGGACUGAACAAAAAGAUACAGUCCUCACUCAACUCCAGAGGGUUUCCUGCUGUUGGUCCAUAAUCCUGGCUGGCUCUGCUUGCUGCUGUCCCUCCAGGCUGUUCUAAGGCAUCAUUUCUCCCGCCUUUCCCCUCCAGGCGCUAUGAAGAAGAAAUGUACUGGCGUCGGGUGGAGGAGGAGCAGCUGUAUUGGGAGGAGCAGCAGCGGCGGCACCUGGCGGCAGACUGGCCCCCGCCACCCCUCAUGGGCAGGCCUGGAGUGCCAGUCCCCCCUCUCUUGGUGGGUAUCCGGAUUUGGGUGGCAUUUCCUUCAAACCCCAGGCUCCCUGCAAAGCCAGCCAGCUGAAUCACACCGUGAAUCUAUUCCAGUGUAACGCUAGACCUGAAGAAGCCUGGCUCUUCGGCUCUUCACAUGGCUGCCAGGGGGAUCUGGAAGCAUCCAUUUACUGGUUUGAACUGACCAGUUUCUUGUUGCUCAUGAACUGUGGUUAUUCUAAACCGGGAGUUUGGCACCCUGACAUUGGCAAAGGUGAGGCUCACAUUCAGCACCAGCCAGGUUAUUGGCACUGACAGUGGGCUGAACACUGACAUCAGGGGUGGGGCAGGUGACUUGCGGGUGGAGGAGGAACCUGUGUUAGUUCUAGUUAGGGCUGCAGGCAGGAGGAUCCAUGUUCUUGGCUCAAACUCUAAAUUUAUUGAAAGAAGCCAGAAUCAAAACUGAUUUCUGCUCCUGGCUUGCUUCAAUGAAAAAUAGUUUAAACAUAUCACUGUUCCCAGUUUGGAUGUAAUGAGAAACUGUGUUCAUGUGAACCAGGAAGUGAGUGCUUCUGGUUUCUCUUCCUGACUGUUGGAAGAAAAGUGGGGCAUGUAAAAGUCCAAGGCUCAGUCAUAUCGCGCUGAACUGUGAUUCACCAUGAAGUCUGAUCUGUGCCUUUUCCUCACCUUGUUUGCCCGCUUUAGUUGACAGACUCCUCCUGUCCAUUUUAUCUCCCUCAGCCCACCCGGCGACCGGACUCUUCUGAUGACCGCCACAUCAUGACAAAGCACUCCAGCAUCUACCCAACAGAAGACGAGCUGCAGGCCAUUCAGAAAGUUGUCUCUCACUCUGAGCGUGCCCUUAGGCUCGUCUCCGAUUGGCUGACGGAGCAGGAAACAGAAAAAGAGGAAGGCAGUAAAGAGAAAGGGUAAUGCUUUCAGGCCGCCUCUGUUCUUGACCUUCACUCGAAUUAAGCUCACAAACAACCCUGUGAGGUAGAACAGGCUGAAAGAGGGUGACUGGCUCAAAGUCACCAAGUCUUCCUAGUCACUCCUAACCACGAGGCCAGGCUGCCAGCAGGGGAAUAACCUGCUCCUCUUACUUGAGGGGGGGGAGCAGCAGCGGCACACAAUGCCUUGGACAUCCCUGCUGGAACCCUUCCUGGUGCAUUUAAUCGCCCGUGCUAGGUAGCUAGUCCUCAUGAGCACGCUUCCUUUCCUGCCCCUCUCCUUUCAACAGGAAGGCAAAUGACCCUCCCCGGCUUCUGAAAGGGGUAAUGAGAGUUGGCGUCUUGGCAAAAGGGCUGCUUCUCCGCGGAGACAGGAAUGUUCGCCUGAUCCUGCUGUCGGCCCAGAAACCUACCCUGGCUCUUCUCCAGAGCAUCACGGAGCAGCUGCCCCAGCAGCUGGAGGUAAGGAAGGCCUCUCUGUUCUCCACAAUCAGACUUGCCAACCGUUGGAGAGUAGGAUGUGUGUAUUUUUAUAUAUUUUAGCUGUUUGUUAAAUUUCUAUUCUAUUCUAUUCAAAUCCUGUGUCUGGAUGGGCCUGCUGAAACAGAAAAGGUUCCCAGCAGGGAUCUAAAAAGAAAACAGUGGUGGGGCCCACCUGACAUCAAGAGGCAGGGAGUUCCAAAGGACAGCUGCUACUAAACUAAAGGAAUGACUCCUUACUGAUGCCAAGUGGACCUUAAUGAUCACAUUGGCAUCUUACGUGGAGCUGGAAUUGUCUCACUCUGCUCUUCAGUUGCUGUUUUUUAGUCUGCCUUUUAUUUGAGUUUUAUAUUGUGGCACUUUGUACACCACCCUGGAAUCGUUUGAGGAAGAGCGUUUAAGAAAAAUACCUAAGUAUAACAAAUGACAAGAGGCAUGACAUAGUUUCCACAGUAAAAGCAGGUCCCUGCUCCCAGUGAAUCUAAGAUCUGGCCUCUUGGGCCUCACUUCCUGGCUUUGGGACUCUCCCCAGCCUGCCCCGCACCCUCCUUGAGUGCCUCUGCCUGGCUGGAAUGUGUCCUUGGAGCUCUCGCCGCUGUCUCCUGCUUGCUAGAUGGAGCAGUUGUGUGUAAAAACCUCUGGCUCUUGCACACCUGUGUGACAGUCGUGUUUGUUGCGCUGGCAUACGCCAACACUGGCACGCAGCUCCUGGCUGAUUGUCCUCGGGGACAGCAGCCCCAGGGUCAGAAGUUUUGCCAUCUCUGUCCUAAUCUGUAUUGGGCAGGUGGGCAUCUCUCAAAGGCUGAUUGAAUUCUCUUUUUCUCCUCAUCUGUCCCAGAAGGUGACGACUGACAGUUACGAAGUGCUGUCCAACUCUGAGGAAGCCAAUAUUGUAAUUGCGUCAUGCAGAGAACCCCAAAUGCAGGUCACAGUUUCGUUGACGUCUCCCUUGAUGAGAGAAGAGGCCGCUGCAGAUGCAGGUGAGUCUUCAGAACUUUAUUUAUAAAAGUUUAAACCUCAGAGUUGUGUAUAGGAACAUAAAAACCUUUAAAAGCAGAACAGAGCAGAAUGUUUGGGUCCUCAAGGAAAGUUUUAAGUAAGUGUGUGGGCCUGUCAGCAUGAAAAAAGUCUUCAAGAGACACCUGAAAUUCAAAUUUGAGGGUGUUUGCCAAAUCACUCCUGGAAGAGCGUUCGACAGCAUUCACUUCAACUAAAUUUUACUCACUAGUAGACCCAUUGAAAUUAAUGUAUAUCAGCGUAGCAUACGGAGCUGGAGAUCCUGCUGGUGCUGUUUGUGUUGCCUUGUUUUACCUUCCCCCCCUUUUAGGAGAGAGGAAAGGGUUGGCAUCUGGGCAGAUCUGUGGUCCACCACCAGGGGGCAGCACCCCAGAAAGAAGGGUGAGGCUGUCUCCCUCCAGCUUCCCUGCUUCUCUGCCCUGGGAGACGGCUGGCAUCCGGCUUCCCCCUCAGGAGGCAAGGCGGUUUCCCCAGCGGAUGCUGCAACAGGAGUCCUGGGUGCCAGAGACGGGCUUUGAUGUCAUCCCCUUAUCCCCAAGAGCUCAUGCCUUUGCUGUAAGCCACCCUGGAGAUCAUUUGAUCGAAAGGUUGGGCCUUGUAUCAUUUAAAAUAAAAAUAACCUGACCUUCAGCUCUGGCUCUGACCGAGUUUCCACAUCACCAUCUCCAAAGGAAAUUGGAACUGACCAGGGGUGUUUGGGGAAGUCUUCCUAGCUAGAAUCGAUGCUUGUGGGUGGCUAAGCAUUCUGCUUCCAUGCCUGCUCUUUUGUAAUGUUGCUGAAGCCCACCCAUUUAUGGGUGGCUGGAAGGAGCUGCUGGGGGUUGGGGGGAGAGAAGGCAAAGAAAAUUGCUUUUGCAGCCUUACUGUAGUGGCAGAUCUCGCGAGAAAACUCUCCCCCAGCUGUGGUUGCCCAUUAAAGCAGGAAGAAAAAGGGAACGCGGUUUGAAUGCAAAUGGCAAGGGAACCCCUGCUUUGCCAGGGCCGUUUCAUGCAGCGUCUUGGGUGCGCCCAUGUCUGGCCAAUGUUCCCUGUAGGAAAUUCACAGGCUGGUAAAGGAGGGGUGUGGGUGCAUCUCCGCUGUGUGGAGGGGCCUGUGCCUUUCGCGUGCUGCCAUGUGCACCCAUGUGUUGUGGGUUGAGGAGGGGGAGCAUGGGGACGGAAGAAAAGCCUGGCUGGACCAGGCCAAGGGCCUCCUCUCACGGUGGCCAAGCAGAUGCCCCAAUGGGAUGCCCCCAGGUAGACCUUGAGCACAAGAGCAGCUCUUCCCCACUUGUGAUUCCAGCAGCCUGGUGUUCGGAGACUUUUACUGAUAGCGGAACUAGGAAUAUCCCCCGCUACCUGUAGACGUGAUGCUCAAAUGGUUUAUUACAAGGUGUCAUAUGCUCAAGGUGUGUAUAUGGUUCUCUCCUCCACAUUUUAUCUUCCCAACAACCCUGUGAGGUUAGGGAAGCAAGUUGAGGGAAACUGGCCCAAGGGGACCAGGGAGCUUUGUGGCAGAGUUCAAGCAAGCCCAGAUCUCCCAGGUGAUCCUAGUCCAACAUGCUGAUGGUUGUGCCACAUUAUGCAAAAUGGUUUGCCUUCUCUUCUGGAUGACUGGGUUGCAGCCUGCCUCUUCCACCUCCUCCCUCCCUUUCUGCUUCCUUCUUAGAAACAUCACCAGAACCUCAGCUCGACUCUGCAGAGACCUUGAACAAGGAUAAGUGCCUGGAGUCCCUGGCUGCUCUUCGCCAUGCAAAAUGGUUCCAGGUAAGAUAAGCCAGUUUGGCCAAGGACUGUGGCCAAGGGCUGUGUCCGCCCCCCUGGCCCCCAAGAAGGAGGGUCCAGUUAAGCCACCAAGUCUUAACUUGGUGUUUUUUAAAUCUUAUGAUUUCAAAUCCACAGUGACCCAUUUCAGAGACAACCCUCGGCUUUGUUAGAGCAUCACCGGUUUCCCUUUUUCUUAAUUUCUUGUGCCCUGACAUUUGCUUAUUGUGGAGGGGGACAGUUCAUGUUCGCUUUAUUUCAAGACAUGGAUCUGAGAUGGAGAUUUUUUUCCCCUCUCCACAAAGGCCCGAGCCAACGGCCUGCAGUCGUGUGUGAUCAUCAUCAGGGUUUUGCGGGACCUCUGCCAGCGUGUGCCAACAUGGGGUGCUCUUCCAGAUUGGGUAAGGAGGCGGGGAGAGGCAGCACCUUUGGGGAAUUCACACGCAUGCACAUGCUUGAACCAACAGUACGAUGCGCAUCACAAGAUUAGGCCAUUCCCAGAGUCUUGUUUUUAGCAAGUGAAGUAGACUGUAUAUGUUGGGCUUCAGUUCACUCAGGUCAUCAUAGGAGCCCCUUCUGCAGGGGUGUAAGGGGGGGGGGAGGUGGUAUUUGGAAAGGAGGCCUCUUCAGUGAUGGCCCCCAAUAGUGGAGCUCCUCCCUGCUUGGUGCCACAGGUGCCUUCCACAACCCGGUGCCCUCUUGACCUUGUUGGACUCCCAAUCCCAUAAUCUCUGAACCACUGGCUGUGUUCAGGGAUGGUGGGAGGAGCUUGCCUAAUGUUCAGGGACAUUGGGAGUUGAAGUCCAAGAGCAAAUGGAAAGGAGAAUGUGGGGGGAGGUUGGUUUGCAUCCACAUUGGUUACUUGUCGCUGCUCCGCAAUUGGAUUCCUCUCACAGAGCUACAAUUCCCAGAGUGGUUUAGCCCCUCUUCCCAUGGAUCUCUGGGGACUGUAGUUCUUGGGUUGAAGGGUGUCCUCCUCUCAGAACCCUUAACAAACCACAGUUCCCAGGAUGCUUUAGGGGAAGGUAUGAUACUGUUUUAAGUGGGUAGUGCAGACAGGCCAUAGUCUGAAGUAAAAAAAAAUUGGGAAAUGCUUAGUGGCAUUAAGAAAGGCGCACUUCAUUCUCAACAAGAUAUUCACAUGUUUAUAAACUGCACUUUCCAUAUAAGAAGUUGUGUUCUUCUUCUCUUCCAGGCGAUGGAGCUGCUGGUGGAAAGAGCUCUGAGCAGCGCCACGGGCCCUUUGGGACCUGGGGAGGCCAUGCGGCGGGUCCUGGAGUGCCUUGCCACCGGGAUGCUCCUGGCAGGUCAGCUCUGCAAGCUGCGCCAACUGCAGUCUUCCUCCCAGUUUUGGGGCAGGACCACAGCUUCUGGCUCAGAGCACAUGCUUCACCUGCUAAAUAGCCCCCAUCUCCAGCAUCUCCCAAGUAGAGCCUGGAGGGAAGGGAAGCCUGGAGAGCCAGCGGCCACCAGGGGGCGAUGUCCCUAGACCAAACCAUGUUUACCCCUCCCCUCCUUCUCCCACAAGGUUCCUCUUAAUGCAGCCCUAAGAAGGUUCUGGAAAACCACUUCCACUGUGUACUAGCUCCAACUUUCUGGAUUUGUGCUAAAACUAUUUGUUUUCUAUUAUUACUAUUUAAAAACAAGUAUCUGGCCUUGACGGCUGUGAGCAACACAGUGAAAUCACAAAAACAGGUGAGCAGACCUGCAGUGCUUGAAACUGGUACUUUGGUCUCAGCACACAAACACCCACAGCGCAGCUUAGCAGCCGAGAAAACCCUGCUUGGUGGCUUCUCAUUCAUUUUAGGUUCGUUCCUUAGUUUUCUAAAAGCUCUAACGUAGAUUUGCAAUCUGCAACAACAAGGGUUUGGGGGAGGCUUAGGUUUCCCCAUCCCUGCCCUAAGGAGGAUUUGAUCCCCAGAAAUGAACUGGAGAAACAAACCACUAGAAAUACUCCUUGUCACCAAGGGUAGGGGGCUCCAGGGGCUCCAGCCCCCUCAAUAUUUUGAAUCUGGGUUGGGAGUGGAAUCAGGUUGCUAAAAAUCAAAGUUUGCCUCCUUCCUACGCAUAACCUUGCUGCCAUGUUCUGCUUCCCUGCAGAUGGCCCAGGGCUCCAAGACCCCUGUGAGAAAGAGCCAGUGGAUGCCUUGCAGAGCAUGGCCAGGCAGCAGCGAGAGGACGUCACGGCCAGCAGCCAGGUGGGUAGUGCCUUGGGCUCUUUGCCUUGAGGCCUGCAGGGCAGGCAGAGAGAACGUGCAGCCCUCCAGGCAUCUCCAUGGGCAGUGCUGGCUGGGGCUGGUGGGAGUUGGGAGCCCCACCGCUCCUGGAGGACCAGAGAUUCCCAAUCUCUGCUGUGGGGCUUGUGAACUUAAAAUUAAGCUUAUAGGAAUCCUGAAAGGCUUCGCCAGGACCACUUGCUUCCCCGAGUGGCGCCUGGCUCACUUGCACUAAGUGUCAUGGAAGAGAGACUUUGGUUCUCUACAGCUCUUGGUCUCUCUCUCUUCAGUGUGUCAUAGCCCAUAGUUGGCUGCUUGCCGUCUCUCUCUAGCCAGAGGGUGUCCUGCCCUUCCUUUGUCGCCAGGGCAGAUCUGCAAUUUGGCGCUCAUUGCCUUCUCUUGAUGUCAACCAGCGCCAGGAUCCAGAAAUGUGGAAUUUGCUCUGUCAGCCAAGGGAGCCGUAAUUAUUAGCACUCACCUAGAAAUUCCUCUGAGUUAGGACAGUGUAGUUUAGCAGCAGCAGCAGGAGGAGUCGCCGCUUGUUACCUAAACAAAACAUAAACACGUUAUACCAUAAAAGAGAAACCAGAGAAAACAUUAACAUUUUCAUGUAGCACCAACAUUCAUUAAUGUUUCUCUAUAUACUUUUUGCUCUAAGCUGAUUGGGGAAUGUUUGCUCCACCCUCAAGAAGUCAUUUAUAGAUAUCCUUAAAAUGUGAACGCUAUUCACUUCUUUCAAAAUAGCAAUGAAGUGGGAACGCAGUGUGCUGGGAAAGCAGGAGUAGUUUAAAGCUUAAGGCCUGGUUAGAAAGGGAGUGAUUCUGCCUGGCACCUAAAGAUAUGUAGGGUUCAGAAUCCUAACCCUGUGUGCAUCUUUGCCUUUCUCCCUCCCCGCAGCAUGCCUUGAGGAUGCUGGCCUUCCGUCAGAUCCACAAAGUCCUCGGCAUGGAGCCCUUAGCUCUGCUGAAAAACCGGCCUGGCCCACACAACCGGAAGAGGCGGCGGGACAUCGAGGAGGAGACCGAGGGCGAGGGGAAGAAGGACAAGAAAGAGGGGGAGGAGGGCGGCGCCUAA